UUCGCAUGGACCGACAGGAGAUUGUAAUGCUGCCAUUAAUGGAGGCGACAACACUUCGAUUCCCCACUGAUCUUUGCGGCAAACUCUCUCUCUCUCUCUCUCUCCGAGACACACACACACACACAUAGAGACACUAUUAUAAGGCCACCUCCAUUUCACUUCAUUUACUAUUUGUGGUUACAGGAAUGGUGAUGCUUUAAGCCUCAUGAUAUAAUCCCAGAAAAACCCUCCCUCUACUUCACAUUAAUCUCCUCUCUUCAAUCUUCCCUAGCCUAGUUACCUUGCUUGCUCCUAGCUACAGCUAUUUUCCUCAACCUCUCUCUCUCUCGCUCUCUCUCAUGGAUUUUCAGCCCAAUACUUCUCUUCAUCUAAGCCUACCCAACGACCAAGUCAAUUUAGAUCUUGUCCUAGAGCCAUCAUACACGUCUUCCUCAUCAUCUUUCAGUCCUUCAGAACAACCGCGUGUGUUUUCUUGCAACUAUUGCCAGAGAAAGUUUUACAGCUCACAAGCACUUGGAGGCCACCAAAAUGCUCACAAGCUCGAGCGGACUUUAGCCAAGAAAAGCAGAGAGCAGCUAAGCUCCGCUGCCCGAGCUCAUGGCGGCUCGAACCAGAGGCCUGCAGGGUCUAAUAGCUUCAGCGAUUCAAGUCAUCCAAGGCAAAUUCAUGAGGCACAUAAUCUUGGGGGGUUGAAAGAACAUCAAGGACAUGCUGGUAGGUUUGCUGGCCAUAUGAACUGUGGAUACAGACCUGAGAAUAAUGUUGAGGAGGAGAUUGGCCACCUCGACUUGUCUUUAAGGCUUUAAGUUAAAUAAUUGCACACAUUAAAUUUUCAAAUUACUUUAUGAUGUGAUGGAGUUUCAUGUUAAAUUUUCAAAUUAGAUUCUGGAAAUUUAUCAUAUUUUUAUAUAUUUUUAUGAAGAAAAUAGAUGAGAGUGAGGACCAAAGACACAAACGAACAAAACUAAUGAGAUAGUGCAGUGUAUGUUUUC
This is a messenger RNA of Prunus avium (sweet cherry), 992 nucleotides long. It is a transcript of the gene ZFP2, whose product is annotated as zinc finger protein 2. Gene Ontology annotation, biological process: negative regulation of abscisic acid-activated signaling pathway. The record is from RefSeq and is a predicted model, not a curated record. Lineage: Eukaryota; Viridiplantae; Streptophyta; Magnoliopsida; Rosales; Rosaceae.